CGGGCGCGGCGCUGAGCGGCGGCGGCGGCGGCGGCGGAGCAGCGAGAGCGGGUCCGGCCGGGCCGGGCCGGGCCGGGGCCGCGGGGCCGGGGGCCGCGGGGGCCGCGGGGGCCGGGGGCGGGCGGCGGCGGCGGGGGCCCCGCCGGGGCGGCCGGCGCCAUGGGCACGGUGCUGUCGCUGUCGCCGAGCUACCGGAAGGCCCCGCUGUUCGAGGAGGGGGCGGCCACGGUGGGGCACUACACGGCGGUGCAGAACAGCAAGAACGCGAAGGAGAAGGGCCUGAAGCGGCACUCGCUGAUCUCGGUGCUGCCCUGGAAGCGCAUCGCCGCCGUCUCCGCCAAGAAGAAGAGCUCCAAGAAGGUGCAGCCCAACGGCGGCUACCAGAGCAACGUGACCCACCUCAACAACGAGAACCUGAAGAAGUCGCUCUCCUGCGCCAACCUCGCCACCUUCGCCCCCCCGCCGCCCCCCGCCGCCGCCGCCGCCCUCGCCUCGGCGCAGAAGGUGCCCCCGGCCGCGCCCGCCGCCGCCGCCGCCACCCCGCGCAGGGUCGUGGUGCAGGCGAGCACCAGCGAGCUGCUGCGCUGCCUCGGCGAGUUCCUGUGCCGCCGCUGCUACCGCCUGAAGCACCUCUCGCCCACCGACCCCGUGCUCUGGCUGCGCUCCGUGGACCGCUCGCUGCUGCUGCAGGGCUGGCAGGACCAGGGCUUCAUCACGCCCGCCAACGUGGUCUUCCUCUACAUGCUGUGCCGGGACGUCAUCUCGGCCGAGGUGGCCACCGACCACGAACUGCAGGCAGUGCUGCUCACCUGCCUGUACCUCUCCUACUCCUACAUGGGCAACGAGAUCUCCUACCCGCUGAAGCCCUUCCUGGUGGAGAGCUGUAAGGAGGCCUUCUGGGACCGCUGCCUCUCCAUCAUCGACCUCAUGAGCCCCAAGAUGCUGCAGGUCAACGCCGACCCGCACUACUUCACCCAGGUCUUCGCCGACCUCAAGAAGGAGAGCGGCUCCGAGGAGAAGGGCCGGCUGCUCAUCGGCCUCGACCGGUGAGCGCCCGCCCGCCCCCCGCGCCCCCCGGACACGCCGCGCCCGCCCGGCCCGGAGCCGCUUCCCGGGGGGAUUUGCCCGGCGAGGAAGGGCGGGAGGUGCCGCCGCUCCCCCAUCCACUCUGGGGGGGGUCACGGGGGGUCCGGACCGGAGCGCAGACCCCCGGUUCUCCCCCUUGCGCCGCCGCUUUUCCAGCCGCCGCCCCGUCCCCGCGCUGCGGGCCCGGGGAUGCUGCGGCUCCGCCGCCGGAUUGAUCCCAGCAAAUCGUGGAUGGAGAGGGGGAAAAGAACCCCCCCACAACCUCCCGGGAGCGGAGCGGGGCUCCGCGGGGCCGGUCACCGCAUCACCGACACAGAGCCCAGGUAGCAGGGGAAAGGAGGGAAAAAAAAAAAAGGAAAAAUAAAAAGGAAAAAAAUUCCUCUUAAGGCUCCAGCGGAGGCGGCUGAACCGGCCCGGUCGGGACUCACCGGGACAGAGACGCGGGCACGGCCCGGGGACCCCCCACCCCCAUCUCCCCCCGUCCCCCCCACCCCCUCCUUUAUUUAUUUUCUUUGAAGAGACUCGAAUUCCCGAGCGGGUCCGGGUGACGGGAAUCACCGCUACUGUUCAUGAGAUCAAUGUGAAAUGUCUUGUUCCCAUCGUGCACUGAUCAUGAGUAUUGUGUAAAGGAUCUACUUGAGUGUGCAAGCAAAGGGGAGCCGCCACAUGCUGCUAUAUGAAUUCUUCUAGAACAAACCCAACGAACUGCAAAACCUGCGGGGGGGAAAGAGAGAAAAAAAAAAAAAACAACCCUUCUUUCUUCUGUCAUUGUUGCUUUUCCAGUGGUUACUGCGCAUGCAAAACGGGAGCAUUUUGUGUCUUCAGAUGAAAAAAAAAAAAGGAAAAAACGCAUAAAAAAAUAAUAAUCAAAAGAAAAAAAAAAAACCCCUUACCGAGAGAUGGCUGUAAAAUUACACCCAUGCACAAAGACCCAACACCACCCCGACACCGCAGUCUCAGCCGGUAUUCCCGUAUCAGGCCUGGGGACUGAGACCUUCUUUUUGGGUUUUAUCAUCAUUUUUUUCUCCGUGUGCUCAGUUCUAGUUUAGUUCUGGUCCAUCGGGCGUUAAACUGGCGAACGAGAGGGAGAAAUAACGUGCCAUUUACUUUUAUUUUUUUGAUUUUUUUUUCACUUGAAGCUCUUCAUGGCUGUACAUUGGACCCUGCUAAUGAUACAUGUGUACGUACGUUUUUUUAGUGCAAUCUCUUCUGUAGAUCUUUGUUGACCAAAUUGGUGGGUAUUGUUACUUAUUAAUUUAUAUUUGUCUCAUUUUGUAUGUAUGUGUAUAGUGUGUUUGUAAGUAUGUGUGGUUUAUAACCCGACCGACUGUGUCAUGGGGCUCAGUGUGCCUGUAAUUUAAUCCCCUCCCCUUAUUUUUAUUUAUUUUUGUACUGUGCUGAUUAAAUAAAAAUGCACUGACCAUCCAUUA
This is a messenger RNA of Pseudopipra pipra, 2516 nucleotides long. RefSeq names its product cyclin dependent kinase 5 regulatory subunit 1 (gene CDK5R1). NCBI's taxonomy places the organism in Eukaryota, Metazoa, Chordata, Aves, Passeriformes, Pipridae. Bases 160 to 1050 code for a protein of 296 amino acids. Gene Ontology annotation, biological process: brain development; axon guidance. The transcript has a single exon. Gene Ontology annotation, cellular component: growth cone; cytoplasm; protein kinase 5 complex. The record is from RefSeq and is a predicted model, not a curated record. Gene Ontology annotation, molecular function: protein kinase binding; cyclin-dependent protein serine/threonine kinase activator activity.